Messenger RNA from Danaus plexippus (monarch butterfly), 644 nucleotides. It is a transcript of the gene mRpL51, whose product is annotated as large ribosomal subunit protein mL51. The transcript has 4 exons. Gene Ontology annotation, cellular component: mitochondrial large ribosomal subunit. Gene Ontology annotation, biological process: translation. Gene Ontology annotation, molecular function: structural constituent of ribosome. Bases 133 to 603 code for a protein of 156 amino acids. NCBI's taxonomy places the organism in Eukaryota, Metazoa, Arthropoda, Insecta, Lepidoptera, Nymphalidae. The record is from RefSeq and is a predicted model, not a curated record.
ACAAUUUAUUAAAUAUGAAUUAUCAAUCAUUGUAAUAUUUUUAAUAGGUAGUUAAAAGAUAAAUCGCUAGAUAUUUAUGAAGCCUUGAAUGAUUUGAAAUGUUUUUUUCCUGAGUUGAAAACUAUUGUAAUAAUGGAUCGUUUUGGAACGUCUAUUCUGAAAACAAUUUGGAGACCUACACUUAAUUUUGUAAGGACCAGAUACUUCGCAGAUAAAAACAGAUUAGUAAGAAGACAUGGUUACGAAGAGAAAAUCUGGAGCGGCGGUUUAAUGCCUCGGUCUGAAGGAAAGGUUCUACCAAUUCCAGAAUAUCGACCUGCCAACCCAUGGAUAGAACGUAAGGCACUUUUUGGACAAAAUGAUUAUAUUGAUAUUCUUGGAACUGGUGAAAUCCAUCCUGUGAAGACAUUGUACUCUGUACCAUCAUGGAUAAGAGGUGUCAGUGGUAUAGAGUAUCAUAUUUUGCUCAGGAAAAGGAAGAUGUUUGCAAACACUGGAUCACCUCAAACCAGGCCGACAAAGUGGAAAGAGUAUGAAAAGAGAUUGUCUUUCUUGUACAGAAAACUUAAUAGAAAAACGAAAACUGGUUUCUCUUCUACAUAGAAUAUAAAGUUUAUUAAAAUAUUUUUCAUAGUUAGUAUAAA